This is a messenger RNA of Bipolaris oryzae ATCC 44560, 1770 nucleotides long. RefSeq lists its product as uncharacterized. The record is from RefSeq and is a predicted model, not a curated record. NCBI's taxonomy places the organism in Eukaryota, Fungi, Ascomycota, Dothideomycetes, Pleosporales, Pleosporaceae. Bases 1 to 1770 code for a protein of 589 amino acids. The transcript has a single exon.
AUGUCAUCCCGAAAUAACUUUUCAGCAUAUACCGCUAAGGCAAAUGCUGCUACGUCAAAGAAGCGGCCGUUGCCAAUUGACACUUCUAGCAGUGCUAUGAAGCGACCGAAGACUAAAGGCGGCUUUAUAUGGGAUAGCGAUGAUAACGAUGACAACGAUAUGAAAGAUGUGAAUGAUCACGUUUGUGCUUCUCCGAGACCAGCUUUGCUACAAGACACCUUACAGACAAAGCCUACCCCAAAAUCCCUCCCAACAAAGCAGCUCGAUAAGUCUCGCAUUCGGGCACUUUUGGGCAAGAACAAAGAGUUGGAUCAGAACAAACUACAGGCAUUACCACCGAGUCCGGCUCAACAACCUUUGCAGCAAUCUGUGAGUACUGCUGCUCAUUCGGCACUACCAGUACCUACCAAGAGCCCACAAGAAAAUCCCCUCCCAAAAGGACAGAAUGAGAAGGCGAAAGUUGCUCAGAAGCCUGGGAAAACACUUCCUGUGUUAAGAGAGAUGGGUGCUUUGAGGCAGUUUAAUGCUGUAAAACCCAGGAGCAGAGCCGAUAUACUCGAAACCACCGAAGAAAAACCCUCGUUCAUUGAAGGGGUUCGUCCGAUAACUCAUCAUAGACAACUAAACAGCGACUCGAAACCCGAGAAGCAAGGCUUGGGCAAUUUUAGCGCUUUGCAAAAGCCCACACGACUUCCUAAAUCAGUUUCAUCUUCCUCGAAGCAAAUUUUACCAAAAGUUAAGGCUUCUGGCAUUCUAUGUGGUACUGGCGAUAUCAAUAACGCGAGCUCCAAGAAGCAGGAUAUGUUUCUGGCUAGCACUAGGAUGAACACAAAGGCUGGUAAGGAAAGUCCAGAUUGCACGCCUGUAACUAGCCCCGUCUUUAAAACGUGUUCAGCAGUAGAUGCCGACAAAGCAUCUCCACCGGUUGUUCGUGUAGGAACCCCAGAUGCCCAAGCAAGCAGCAGCAGCAGCAGCAGGAUUUUGGAUCUCAGUCAAUGUCCCGGAAUCUCUGCAGAUGCAAUACCUUAUUUUGAGUAUUCAAUCUCUCAAAAGCAGUGGUACAGUGAGCAGGACGAGAAAGAGGCUUUGGUUAGUGAAAUAACUGUACGUCCGUUUACCAGUAUGCUUGAUGCAAAUGCACAGGCGGAGAGAUAUUUUCAGAGCAAACAACAACAUCCGGGCUACAUGACCAUCGAGCAGAGCAGCAAACGAGACGAACACGGCUGCAUGAUUCUGACUGGCAUCAUAGCGCCUUUCGAAUACCCAGCCAAAAAACAAUAUACGCAGAUAUAUGUCAAACGCGAUUACGUUUCCGAGUUGGCAAACCAGACGCAUCAUUCCGUUAAGGAUACGUUCUUCAUAUCGGAUACUGUCUACGUUUUGAGGUUGUUCAAGCUGCUCGACUCUGAUGAUUCCGAUGCAAACUCCGACGCGGAGUCAGACAGUAGAAAAGGCAAGGUUAGCGAACCUGUCCGUGUGUACCGUCCUCACGGGCGCCCAGAGGUGUACACUACCUUACAAGCUGCGAACCAUGCUGCUAGAAGCCUUCAAAUCGAGCUCGGCCACGAAAAGAACCCAACAAAUGCAAUGACCAAGAAGUAUCAGGAACAGGACUUGAAGAAACUCAACGCGAAGGCACUUGCACUUGCGGCAGCUGGAGAAGAUGAAGAUGGAUGCUGGCAUAGCAAGUUCAACGCUCGCGGCUUGGGAGGAGAUAAACUUGAGCUGGUGGUCGAGAAGGCAGGGAUCUGCGGACCGAGGAAUAUUUGA